GAGGCCUGGGAGCAGAGAACAGACACAGCACAUCAGGAACAGUGCAGGCCUCAACCCCCGCCCCAAACGCACGCUCCCAGCACACACGGGGAGCAGGGAUGGUGGCUGGUGGCCACAUGACCCUGCAGAACCAAGGUGAGGUGAGAAACGUGCCUGGCCUGCAGAAGCUGGCCCACCACUUCAUCACAACUGAUGGGAGGAGGCGGCAAGGGGGCUGGCACAGAGCCCUAAGGACCCCCACACUGCCGGAGUGACCCUCCUGCCCGCAGCCAGGCUCUGUGGGGCAGCACACUCCCCUCGCUGGGGUAUGGCGGGUGAUGAGCUUGCUCGGUGAGCACAAGGCUGGCGCAGCAACCACUUUACCCCUUCAAAAGGCCAAAUGCCAUAAAAACACCUAAACUGAACCUUUCCAUGGUUAAGUCAUGAAGUGGCUGCAGAAAGAAAACCACCAGGUACAUUCCCAAACCUGACAUGAGUGUGUUGCGGUUCUGAAAAGCUCUUGGAGUCAUUCUGCUGCGUGUGGCAGCAACUGUCACAUCAACGAAGCCGAUUGCAGACUCCACCUAAUAAACGUAGGCAGCAGCUGAGAGCUGCCAGCGCAGAGCGGAACAGUGCUGUUGGCACACUGCUUUCAAAGCCACUGAACAUUAGUAGGUGUCCUUACUAUUUCGGAUGUGUUCAAAGCACCGCCGUGCUUGGAAACAUCCCUCCCGUUUGUUUGACAGUUCAGGUAGAAAUAAAAGCAUCUUGACAGAAGGGAAUGGAAAAAAAAAAUCUCACAUUCAUUUUUCUAGGAACUAGAUUUAGUUGUGAUUUAAGGGCAACUUAAAUAGAAAGUAGAAGGGAUGAAGAGGCAAUAGAACAGCUGAAUAAGAUUCUGCAUGAAAACGGGGCAAGUGCAAAUUUGUUUCCACGUGCCAGCAAAGUGGUUCCUCCAGCUGCAGAGCAUCCAGCUGCGAGGACAAGAUAGAAACCCACAACAGAUGGGAAACCCAGACUGGGAAAUUAAGGGACUAAUGUGCCAUAAUUGGUAUCUUAGGACCUGCAUGAAUGAAGUAACCUCUCAGCACUGCACGGCCCAGAUUUCCCCCAUGUCUGAGAAAGCACCAGAUUGUAUCAGCCUUGAGCGGUAGAACGAGGCUUCUUCAAAGUUCCUGUCCACUCACCACAGAUACUGAAUGAAACAGCCUGCAUGAGGCUCAUGCAGAUGAAUCACCCACACAAACCUGAAUCGCUACCUCACGCUCUGGAUUGGAAUUUAAAACAGGCAGGAGAUGAUUCCCAGCCCCUUCUGGGAGCCGCGUGGCACAAGGAGGCGGCAGAAGCGGCGGGCGGCAACGCACCCAGAGCGGAAGGGCCCGAGUCACGGUGGGCUCCACGGCCACGCUCCUGCUGCCAGGUCUCAAGCAACCCGGAGCCGCUAAGGGAGCUGCUUCCUCCGGGGCAGAGCGGGGGCUGGCGCCUGCCACUCCACACACCUACUUCCUGCAAUCCUGGCAAUUACCAAUAGUGUAAAACCUAGUUUCUGACGUGGCUGACUCAGCAAGGGCUUGGCUCAAAACAAAUACAUACGCACAAGUGCAGCCUGGAAGCAGUGACAGGAGGCACAUGAAGAGAAGGAGCUGUUGUGGGUUUUCAGCAUUCCGGGUCCAACCUGGCUGGACCGUCCUCAGACCUGCUCCUACCAGCGUCCCAGCGAGCUGGUGAAGGUGGCGGUGGCAGUUCUCCCAGUGCUUCAGCAGCUUCUCCUCUCCGCCUGUUGGACUCAGGUGCUGCUCCAACACAGCGUAAGUCUAUUUUGCACUCAAUUUUCCUAAUGCUUGUCUUUUACAUAUGCGGUUUUUUGCUUUUUACACUUCCAUUUGACUAUUUCUUUGGUUUUCUUCGGUGCGACUGAGUCACCGUCUCCCUUCCCAACCACCCACUGAGAUUUUUAUACCGUGCCCUUCCCCACGAAGGUGGCUGGUUACCAUGGUACCAAAGUGCCCUUCUGUUCUAGAUGCUGGAUUAAAUCUGUUCUCAUGGUGACUGUGUGCCUUUGCUAUUCUUCACCAGCUUGCUUCUGCAGCACUGAUUUAUCAAGCUCAGACAUCGCUGUUCCUCUCCACUGAAGGAGGAGGCUCCUUAACAUCUAAGACAGGCCAAUUGCUCUUUAACACUGGGACGUAGCGUGGUUUGCAUUUCCUGCAAUACCAGCCUCUCUGUUCUCCUUCCAGCUACGGGAACAGGGAAGGAAGAGGUUGUUCCUGUGGUGUGGCUUGCUGCUGAUCCUCUGCCUUAAGUCCAACGCCUGACCGUGAGGAGUUUGCAGUUGCUUCCUCCUCAUUGCUCCCAGCAGCAUGGAUACUUGGCGGAGAGGGUCCAUUAAGUCCACAACGUUCUUCAGACGUUUCUCACUCCGGAGACACAAAAAGCUGGGCAACCAAGUCAUCAUCCUCAACCAGAACAGCCACACUCUGGACAGUGAUGGACAGUGCCAGAAGAGGGAAUGCUUGAGGGAUCUGAAGGACAAGUCUGAUUACCUGUCGUGUCAGAGUGAGCAAAAUCUGGCCAAGGCACAAGCACCUCCCAAGCCCCCCCGGCUGUACCUGGACAGUUCUAGCUGCCCUAACAUCAUCGAUCACACAGAUUCUCAUUCUGACAUCUCCUUUUCUGGUGCUGCUCACCAAUACCACAAAGCCACUCAAACUCAGUUCCACAAGGACCAGGCUACAGACUGCGGGAACUCAGAGGCAGCUUCCCAGAAUGGCACUGCUCUUCCUGACCUGUCUGACCCCUUCCUGUCCUUCAAAGUGGAUUUGGGCCUAUCGCUUCUCGAGGAUGUUCUGCAGACCCUCAGGAAACAGAACCCAAGAGAUUAUGCCAUCUGAAGGUAUUUCUCAUUUAACGUGUCCCAUUUACUGACUGCUGCUACCAGUUUCUCUAGCCCCAGCUGGAGCAUGGACGCUGCAGCAUUCCCAUUGCGUGUAGCCCGUUUCGCUGCUCCCACCUUACCCCCCAGACUGUCCCCAUCCCUGCCCAGAAGCCCUUCGGAGCAGAGCUCCCAGGCUUCAUGCUCGGACAAAAGCACAAUCUGCUGGAGCCUCCUGGGCAAGUUCCCAUUCUCCACGCCGGGAAUUUCCCACUCUUGACUGUGCACCUCCUCCUCGGGGAGGAAUGGCAUAUGUUUGGCAAAAGACUUGUUAUUUUGGGGAUGUGGCUGUGACACUGCGGAACACGGACAGGAAGGGGUAUGGCACACAUCAUCUGUGGAUCAGAGGCAGCUUCCAAGGAGACAGCAGCACUUCAUCUUAAAGCCAUAGCUGUGGCAAGGGUCAGAAGUCACAAACUGGUGUUUCUUCUCCCACCAUGUCUGGAUAUGACAAAUCAAAGCUGCUCCUUUUUUUUUUUCCUUGUGGGUUUCUUUUCCCCUAACUCAAGUGCAGUUGGCACUCCAAGCCUGGAAACAGGUAAGCAUCCAUGUAGGCUUGUGACACAGCAACAGCAGUUUAUUUAUCCCACUAGCAGGAGAAGAAAUUUCUCUAGAUACUGCUGCUUGAAGCAUGCACUGAUCUAUCAGCUGUACAGAUAUGGAAGAAUAAAUGUAUCUGUGACUGGAAGCGUCUUGUUUCCUCAUUUCAUUGGUAACAAGCCAGAGCGAGCUCAGGCACCAGGAGCACAGGUCCCUUCUCUGUAUCCUCUGGCGCUUCAGGUUUUUUGAGGGGGGAAGCAGCGUGGCUCUGCUCUUCUGGGCUGGGAGAAGGCUGGAGCUGCUGGUACUUUAUCUUCCCCUGACGAGAGUGCAUGCAGCUCUGGUCGAGAGCCAGCAUGGAAACGAGCAGUUGUUCACCCCGUGAGCUGGACCAUGGGGAAGGCUCGGCCAGGCUGAGGACACUUUAGGCAGCACUGGGGCAAACUAUUAAAAGGACACUGCAGAAGCUACUGAGUCACCAAUUCUUACCUUCUUCAUGGCUAGACUAGAUACUAGGGCUCUUUUUAAAAAUUAAAAAA
Molecule: messenger RNA, 3990 nt
Organism: Athene cunicularia (burrowing owl)
Lineage: Eukaryota; Metazoa; Chordata; Aves; Strigiformes; Strigidae
Gene: C5H15orf62
Product: chromosome 5 C15orf62 homolog
Exons: 1
Coding region: 2340-2870 (176 amino acids)
Source: RefSeq, a predicted model, not a curated record